ACUAGAUUGUGUGAAUUGAAUUUGCUCUCUGUAAAUAGAGUAAAUAGGAAGAAGUUUGUUUUGAUUACUUCGACACCCGAUUUGGGUACAUGAUUGCUGGAAAGAAUGACUGCAGAAACCGUGAUUAACCCCGACAAUUCUUCCAUCAAGAUUACCCAGGAGCACCUAGUGUCUUUCUGUGAGUCACUCCGUAGCACCUAUCGUCAAAUCAAGGCUUUAAUCACCACGGAACGGGCAAACGUGGAUAAAACACUGGCAAAAGCACACCGCUAUGAACUGCUGCAGAAAGCACUCCCCGAAACAACGCCUUACUCCAGCGCCCAAGUGGACCACAUCCGGAUAGAGUGUUUGCAUGAGAUUAACAACCGAUUGAUUGCAACCGGGGAACUUGUAACGGAGCUAGUCAAAGGAUAUCAUAAAGUUUUACGGAAUUAUCAGGGUCUGGAGAGAGUUUGUAACCGUAUCGACGAUCUGCAGGGGAGCGAUUUAAUAGCCGGGAACGAAAGACGGAAACCAUUGGAAUGGUAUCUGCGUGUAGGCUUUCGGAUCGUGCACAAUCUGAAUGAUUUGGUGAUUCGAUUCAAACUAACAUUCAAAGCCAUUGACAUCCAGGAGGUUAACUCCAUUCAACGAUUUAAAGAUUGCCUCAAAAUACCCGACGAGAUUGAUAUGUACUUGCAGGAGUUUCUCAUGUAUGCUGUUUUCAUUUAAUCAGCAGGGCAAGCAGGCUAUUCAGCUACCUUCGAAUAUAUCUCCAAAACAUUUGUUGCAUCAUUCUUCCUAUGUUAACAAUUAUCCACGUUAAUUCUAGUUCUGUAUCGACACAAUUGCACAAGUUUCAACUACAUUUCGUCCAAGCAAUUAAAAAAUUUGCAUCCAUUUACGCCGUUCCACUAAUAAAAACUAUUCUACGAACAUUUUUUCCGUUUGAUUACAUAUUAGUAAAAAGAACUCGUUUCACCAUGUCCUUCGUCCUUCCCCCGCGCAUUAGAAGUGCGUAUGAAAAAUUAAAAGUAAACUGUUUACGUACGUAAAAAAAGAACAAACGAGCCUAAAAAUUCCCUCAAAAAACAAGGAAAUUAAUGGAGGCACUAUUGCAAAUGGUUUGUUUAAAGUGCCGUAAUAUACCUGAUCACCCGAGGGAGGAAACUGUUAUCGUCGCAACGGUAAUUAACGAGUGCUUGAGACAGCAGCAAGAAAAAAGGAAAUAGAAGACGACUCUCUGAAGGAAAAGAAGAAUUUUUGAACUAAAGCAUCGCACCGAAUGGAACCGCACGAUUAGCUCCACACGUCAGCCGAAUACCGCUUCUGGGCUUCCAUCUUUUUGAUGUACUGCUGGGCUUCACUCUCGCUCAUGUUGCCCUUUGUUUUCAGCACCUUGAGCAGAAUGUUUCGCACGUCGGUGGCCAUAUUCUUGGCGUCACUGAAAACAAGAAAAAAUUAUUUGAUGAAACAUGCUCAGCAGAAAAAGGGAUGUUGAAACGCUACCCGCAGAUGUAGAAGUGCCCCUUCUUCUCUCCUAUCACAUCCCAAAGCAGGUCCGUGUCUUCCUCCAGCAGAUGCGUGACGUACACUUUUUGUGGCUGAUCCCGGGAGAAAGCCACCCGCAAGCUCACCACACCGCGUUUAACGUAAUCUUCCAGUUCCUGAAAGAACAAUAACAAACGUCAAGUUAAUCGAAGUUAUACAACGCAAGGCACUCUGCUUUUUUGACGUAGGAUUGCGUCUUUCGGGAACAUAUUGGGGUACAAAUUGAAAAUCGAAAAUCGAGCACAUCGUGAAAAUUGUCCAAUUUCAAACGCUUAUUGCCCAGUCAUUUCAUGAUGGAUACAUGAGGUUUUUGCGCCAAUCAAUUUCGGCACUCCAUAACAAUUUUUUUAUUGAAGAAUAUAAUAUUAGGCUGUCAAAAAAGUCCUGCGGUAUUUUUUUUGAAUUUU
This is a messenger RNA of Toxorhynchites rutilus septentrionalis, 1937 nucleotides long. RefSeq lists its product as uncharacterized. Lineage: Eukaryota; Metazoa; Arthropoda; Insecta; Diptera; Culicidae. The record is from RefSeq and is a predicted model, not a curated record. The transcript is spliced from 2 exons. The coding region runs from base 106 to 711 and encodes 201 amino acids.